AUGGCAGGCAUCUUCAAGAAGAUCUAUGAUUGGCUGCUCAGCCUCUUCUGGGCCACCGAGAUGGACAUCACCAUGAUCGGCCUCCAGAACGCCGGCAAGACCUCGUUACUGAGGGUUCUGGCGGGCGGCGAGUUCACCAUCGACUCGAUACCGACCGUCGGCUUCAACAUGAAGCGGGUGCAGAAGGGCCAUGUCACCCUGAAGUGCUGGGACUUGGGAGGCCAGCCGAGGUUUCGAUCGAUGUGGGAGAGGUACUGCCGAGGGGUGAACGCCAUUGUCUUCAUCGUGGAUUCCGCCGACAAGGAGGCACUGCCCGUUGCCAAGGAGGAACUGCACAUCUUGCUCGACAAGCCAGCCAUGGAAGGAAUACCGCUUCUCGUCCUCGGCAACAAGUCGGAUCUCUCAGGCCACGCAGGUGUCGACGAGCUGAUCGAGGCGCUGAAUCUCAAGGCCGUCACCCAUCGGGAAGUAAGCUGUUACGGCAUCAGCGCGAAAGAGGAGACCAACCUGGACGCGGUGCUGCAAUGGCUCAUUGCACGAGCGAAGAAAUGA
Molecule: messenger RNA, 552 nt
Organism: Zasmidium cellare ATCC 36951
Lineage: Eukaryota; Fungi; Ascomycota; Dothideomycetes; Mycosphaerellales; Mycosphaerellaceae
Exons: 6
Coding region: 1-552 (183 amino acids)
Biological process (GO): protein transport
Cellular component (GO): lysosomal membrane
Molecular function (GO): GTP binding; GTPase activity
Source: RefSeq, a predicted model, not a curated record